Venturia canescens is the source of this 7765-nucleotide messenger RNA. RefSeq lists its product as uncharacterized. The record is from RefSeq and is a predicted model, not a curated record. The transcript is spliced from 13 exons. Lineage: Eukaryota; Metazoa; Arthropoda; Insecta; Hymenoptera; Ichneumonidae. The coding region runs from base 836 to 5500 and encodes 1554 amino acids.
AGCAUGGAGGUGGUAUGCGUGGUAUAUAUAUCGAUAUAUAUGUAUGAGAUCGGGGCAGCUGCGCCGAGGCAGAGAAUCCGAAGAGUACGAGUCGCGACGGCGACGACGACGACGACGACGACGACGACGGGGUUGGCCCCGCGGCAGAGAGCACGGAACAAGAGUAGCGAAGAGAGCGACUUUGCGCGCGCGUGUGCACGGAUUAUCCCCUUUAUACUCGGUGUAUAUAUUUCAUCGUCAUACGAGAUCGAGUAUCUCUCGUCGUUUUCUACGGAGUUUGUUUGGAAAAAUUGCAAACUCCAAGAUGGACCAUCGUCGAUACAAGGCGGGGUGAACGCGAUAAUUCGGGAGAGUUACGAUAUUCUUCGAACAAUAUUGGCGAACGCCGAUGUUGAAGAGUUCGACUCACGAUGGAAGAGACGAGCUGCAGCACCAGCAACAGCAACAGCAGUCGAGAAAAAUUUCAUCGUGCUGCGCCGGAGGAAGAAGAGGAAGAAGAAGAGGGAACAGGAUCAACAACAGCGGUUUGCGCGUCCUCGUCGUUGAUGUUUCACUCGCGCGAAAGUCCGCCUUCGCGUCGCCGUCGUCGUAACGAUGAAAUUUUUAUCAACCCCGAAAUUCACAACUGAAGAAGAUAGACCAAAAAUAAAUGAGACUCUAAGGGCAUCGAGCUGAUAUCGUAUAUUUCGUAUCGAAUUCGUUGGUUUCGAUCUCGGGAGCACGUUUCGUCCGAAAACGCGGGAGAGCAAAGGAACAAGGAAGGGGAAUAACGACGUCGCGCGUACAGAGAGAGAGAGAGAGAGAGGUUUUCCUAUCCAAAGUUGGACCUGGAGAGAUGAGCGAUUUACAGGCUACCCUCGAGUUCUCUCUCGAGCUUUGCAAGUUCUACAAUGUCGAUCUUUUUCAACGCGGAUACUAUCAGAUCCGAACAGCCCUGAGGGUGUCCCCAAAAUUGCCUAUCAAAGUGGAAGUCGAUCAAUUUCGAAAUCACAAACGUUCGGUAGACACCGUGGAAGCUCCGGGUACGAGCAAAAGGUUUCAAAUACUCUAUCGAAAUGAGGAAGUAACUCUGGGAACUUCGGUCCUCUUUCGCGCUCACGUUCUCGUCCACGGUCACAAAAUCGAAGAGGCUCUGGCGCGAACUCACUUUAAUCUCGGUGUCGAGCUAUGGUUCAGCGAGCCAACGCAGCCCGGUAACAUGGCCUGUGUCUCGUCCAGAGCUUUGCAAUUGAACUUUGUGCCAACUAAAGGAUUGCACUAUCAUCUGCCGGUGCUCUUUGAUUAUUUUCAUCUGGCAGCAGUUUCAAUCACGAUUCACGCCUGUCUCGUUGCUCUUCAUCAGCCAUUUGUGAAAAAGAGUAUACUCCAUUACGUGCAAAGCUGCGCUCCGAGAGGCGGCAAGCCAUGGAUCCAAUUCAAACAGCCCCAGCAGGGGAACGGGGAAGCGAAUGCCGCUUUCCUCGGGAAUCCGGAACCACCGACGACUCGUUGCGUCGGUUCGGCAACGAGAAUUCAGCAUGCGAAGCUCGUACAACGUCAAGUGACGAAGCUGCUGCUGGCAGCUCGGGAAUCGUUGCUCGCCGACCUCACGGAGCUCGCGCGUUUACUGCCGUCGUGGGAACAACGAGAGCUCGAAAUAGCCGAGAGAAAGCACAAAGAAAUGACGAAGCUGAGCGAGACCGAGGAGGAGAUAAAUAUCGCCCAAUUGUGCGCUCAAAAUAUUGUUCUUUGGAACAUAUUUCUCGAGGCUUUCACGAGACAGGAAAGCGUUCAUCAACACUUGGCGAGGAUACACCAUCAAAUGCGGGUCAAGCGGUUCGCGGAGGGCUUCUUCGUGUUGGAAAAUCCGCGAACAUCGGCGGCCGGGUGCUACGAUGCGAAUUAUCAGUCGUAUCAGGCGGUGAGCGAGAUCGCGCGACGUUCCCGUUAUUUGGCGUCGUUGCCACCGUUGCCGGUGCACUGUCCCGAAUUGGACGGUGAUUUGCACACGUUACCGUUGAUAUUCGAGGACCGGUACGCCGAUAUGCAACAGCGACAUCGUAAUUCGGUGCCCGGUAUGGACGACUGUAGCUGCGGAAUAGCUGCGAUACUCGAGUCCCGGACUCCGGCGAGCGUUUGGUCACCGCGAAGCGAGGGCGCGGCCCAGGAAUUGGCGGGAAUUAUAGGACCGUUGCGAGCAGCCGGGCGACUCGAUAUCGUGCCCUCUUCGUUACCGGCGCGUCACAGCAAAUCCCUCGAUCAAUUGGGCCCGGAAUUGGCACCGAGCCAACCGAGAACCCUGCCGAAAACUCUACCGCGCUCAGCCUCCACUCAACUAUUUCUUCCACCGCAGAGAAAUUGCGUUUUGCCGUCCAGCAAUAAAGGGAAUCGCGCCGGCGGUGGUGCGAGAUCGGCUCCGGUUGCCCUCAAAGCGGCUUCCCGGCAAACCGGCAGCACCGUCGUCGCCGCCGCCGCCGCCGCCGCCGCUUCGAGCCUCCACCUCUUUCCACCGGGACACCAACAGGCUUGCUCCGCACCGAAUCCCUCCUCGAUAAACUCCGGGAUGCCAGUCGCCACCCUGCCUCGUGCCAAAUCCAGCCAGAUCCUCGUGCCUCGUCAUCAAAAUCCGCACUCGGCUCACAGAGGACGCCGCGGUAACGUCGAGAACAACGGGGAAGAAUCGACCUCGAUCGGUUCGUUACUCGCCGCCAUGUUUCCCGAACUGCCGCCCAGUGGACAUUUCCCCGGUUACCGAGCGGCGGCACCCUCCGACCCCAGCAGAGAUGGAAAAUUAGGGGAUAUCGCGAGGUCUCUCGAUACCAGCAGAAGAACCGGAGCUCCGAUUUCUCGACGAAAUAUUCCGGGGCAUCGGCAAAACGAGUACGCCGGCAAAUGUUCCAACGGCAUCGCCGACAAUCACGACUCUUCCCUCCGUACCGCGACUCUCGAUCGCGUUACUUAUCGGGCAGGAAACGCGAGGAAACAGGCCAACAUCAAUAACAACCACCACCAUCAUCACCACCAACACCACCACCAUCACCACCACCCAAACAACAAUAACAACAACAACAACAACAAUAAUAAUAAUAAUAACAAGUGUCAGAGCAACAAUUUGGAAUGUAGAAGAUAUCACAGCCUGGGCAAAGCUAUGAGCAAUUUGUUGCUGGCUCAGCAGCCGUUGAACGGUUGUUGCUCGGAGGAGAAUCCUUUCGAAGAGAGAUCCGGCACCAACGGCAUUCCCCUUGAGACUUUUUUUUAUCGAGCGAGCAACGGUAGCCGUACGGGUACGAGCGGGGCUAGAACUUCGAGAGACGAGAGACCCGCGAGGCCGAAAAGUACGGAGAGACUGUUGGAGGCGAUCGCUGCCGAGAGGAGCGAUUUGUUCUCCCACGAAAUUUACACCGGACGCGAAAAAAAUCCUCGACGCUCCCAUCAUCGGGCGGACAAAAGAUCCGUCGAUUCGUUACCUCGGGAACCCGUUUACGAAAUAAUCGCUCUGAAUAAGAUGAUCGAUCCACCGAGAUCGGGGGAAGCUGCACGGGAGCAGGAGACCAGGAUACGGAGGGAUCAGCGCUCCGGCCAGCACCAGGGACGCAGACCUCAUUCGGCUCCGGCGAUGGAAGAGGAUCCCGCCGGGGCCGCGAGCCUCCGACAACCGCAAACCGCUACCGGCAACGAUCGCGCCAGAAAAAAUUCCAGACAAUCGAAAGAACCGGAAGUCCGAUAUCGCCCCCCCGCUCCGAGCGGAAAAAGUGUCCUUCGCGUGGAGAACAACAAUAAAAUAAUCGUAAAGAUCGACGAGCCAACGCCGGAUAGCAAAGUUUCCCCGGUCUCCGAGGAUUCGAGCAAAACGGAAAUAAGCCAAAGCGGAAACAAGCAGAGACUCAGAUGCGCGAGCGUUCCCGUCGAACAAAACAAAAUCGUUGUUCCGAGAAGCGCCGUAUCCCUGCCUUGCAUGCCGAUCCGCGACAGCAAGGACACUCUCGUCGGUGAAGAGCCCGGAGAACUCGUUAUCGAUCCCCCGAGUCCGCCGUCGUGUUCCCGGCCGAGCAGCCCGGCCACCAGUACCAGCUCCGGUAACCUGACUUCCGAGUGCUCCGGCUGGGUCAGCAGCGGCGACACCUCUAGUUCCGAGCAGAGAAGAGCCGCUGCCAGACUCUCCGGGGAACAAUUGAGACAGAAAUUGGCGAAAAUCGGACCGAGAAAAGAGGCUAAAGCUGCGUCGUGCUCGGUUCAACAAACGAGCGUCGUCGAACAUUCUUACGAAGAGGUUCGAUUGCCUCCCCCGAAAAUGUUCCAAGACGAGCCGCCGCCCCCGGAAGAAUUUCGCGAUCCGGCGCCCGCUGCUCAAAUGCUCGAUAAUCCUCUCUACCACGUUUACGAAACUGUCAAACGUGCCAAAAGUCCCAAACAAAAUAAAACCGCCCCCUGCAGUCCUCAGCGUAAUCGCGACUCCGGGGAUACCGCCAGAAACGAUGAUAACGUUUACGGACCGAGAGACCUGUGCCUCGAUUGCUAUCAGGAAGGCAAAGAGUUGUUGCAAUCCACUCAGGACGACCACGCUAAUUUUAAAAAAUGCAAGGACGAAUUUAAACGGCAAAUGAGCUUCUCCGGUAGGAUCUACAGGUGUGGAAGCGAUUAUCCAACGCUCGCCUCGACCCUUCCGUACUUUUCCAUCAGCGAAGAGUACCGUCUAUUCUCGCCCGAAGGAGCUCAUCUUAUAAUAUGCGUUCACGGUUUGGAUGGAAACGCGGCGGAUUUGCGUCUCGUUAAAACCUAUCUCGAGCUUGGCCUGGCCGGUGCUCACCUUGAUUUUCUCAUGUCCGAAAGGAAUCAGGGCGAUACUUUUUCCGAUUUCGACAAGAUGACGGAUCGCCUGGUUGCCGAAAUUUUGCAUCACAUCGAGACUUCCGGCUUGAAUCCUACGAAAGUGAGUUUUAUCGGACACUCGUUGGGAACGAUAAUAAUUCGUAGCGCGUUAACGAGGCCCGCGUUGAGGCCGCUCUUGCCGCGACUUCAUACGUUCCUUAGUUUAAGCGGACCGCAUUUAGGCACACUUUACAAUACGAGCGGGCUCGUCAAUGCAGGCAUGUGGUUCAUGCAAAAGUGGAAAAAGUCCGGUUCCCUUCUCCAACUCGCGAUGAAGGACGCGACGGAGGUCAGACGAUCCUUCAUGUUCCGUUUGAGCCAAAGAAGCAAUCUCCAGAGAUUCAAGCACGUGCUGCUGUGCGGUAGCGCUCAGGAUCGAUACGUUCCUCUUCAUUCCGCAAGAAUCGAACUCUGCAAAGCUGCCGUUCGGGAUCCGAGCGAUCAAGGGGCAGCUUAUCGGGAAAUGGUUCACAAUAUCCUGUAUCCGAUAAUGUCCGCGUCGGGUGUGAGCCUCGUCCGUUACGACGUGCAUCACGCACUCCCGCCAACGGCGAACGCUCUCAUAGGGAGAGCAGCUCACAUCGCGGUUCUCGAUUCGGAGCUCUUCAUCGAAAAGUUCCUUCUGGUCGCUGGCCUCAAGUACUUCAGAUAAGAAACAUUUGAAGGGAGGAUGAGGCGGCACGUGUGGACACGAGCGAAAAUAAUGUGAUAUGACGUCGAUUCUCCCCUGUCGACUAAAAAUAUCAAUAUUUCCGUUAACCCUCGCGUUCCUUCAACACCGUGCGAGUGCGAGGGAGGAGAAGCGCUAAAAAAUGGGGCCUAUUGCGACGAGGAGGAAAAGGAGAACGAAAAAAAAAUUCAAACAAACAAAAAACGAAAAACAUCGCGGGGCCAUUGCUCGAUUUUUAUAAUUGUGCUUAAACUACUUGUCGUUCUAGAGUGUGUGUGUGUGUGUGUGUGUGCACGCGCGCGUGUGUGUUUCGAAACUCGUAGAAGAGUUGGAAAGACGCAGAGGAAAGGGGAGAGAGAUUUUUGAUGAUGAUGAUGAUGAUGAUGAUGAAAAGUCGGUCCGAAAAUCAGGGUAACGCGACAUAAUUCAGCGGGGAAUAAAUGAAAAAAUAAAAAUACACACGAAUAAACUCUGGUUAGUUCAAUUCUCGUAAGAUUGUUAUUUAAAAGGCGUCGACGAACCAAACAAAAAAAAAGAAAAAAAUCAAUCGAACCGGAACCGUCGGCCUAAGUAAAAAACGAAGAAUCUUUUAUUAGUUUUGCCAAAACGCAACGUCGUCCGCGUGUGUGCCAGAUUUUCUUUUUAUCGUCUCGAUCUAACGAUGCGUGUAUAUACGCGUAUGAAAAAUAUUCAUUAAAGUUAAUUAUAAAUCAAUUUUCCUAAAUUAAAAACUCUUAUUAUCGCGAUAAAUUGAAAUACCGAUAACUCGCUUACGGACAAAGAAACAACAACCAACGACUGAGUCAUUUUUAACCAAUAUCCAUCGCUGUCACGUAAUAAAAGAGACAUGCAACUAUGAAAAAAUAAAUCAACAAAAUGAUGUUGACCGUCGAAGACCGCCGCCGCGUUGGAACGGUCCUCUCUCCUCGCUCCGCGUAGACUUCCGUUCGAUCAUUUCUGCCAAAAAAUUAUCGUUUCGCGAUAAGUCGUUUUCAAACAUGACGAAGCUUCGCAUGGGUCUUCGAGGCCCAUGCAGUCCGGUGUUCGGGGGUCAAUUAUCGAGAAAGAGAGAAACGUUGCUGCGGAUUGUGCUGAAUGCGAGUAAAAAAAAAUAUAACGAUUAAGCGCGCCGUGGAGUAAAUUAGGAAAGUUACGAAACGUAUGUCAAUUGUUCCCUUGGGGUAAAUGUCGUGAGCGUGAUAGAAUGUUCGAUUAUUAUUAAUUAUUGUAAUUGCGAGUGAAAGCGAUUUGAAUACGCGCGAUCCGUUGUUGAGGGGAGGCGCGAAAAUUUUCAGGAUUUUAUAGGCUCGGAGGGUGAAAGAGACAAAGUAUACCGAAAAAAAUCACUUUUUUUCUUCCCACGUUAGGCCCGCGCUGUCGCUUCAGUGCGACGUUCGCACUACACGCUCACUCCCACGCGCAAGCAUGUACACUGGUUUAAAAUAGGCUGCGUAUACUUGUUGAAAGAUUAAUCGGCUCGUGGUUCAAAGGAAAGAAGAUUUUUUUCAAUUUUGCAUUGGUAGGAAAAAAUCUGUUUUCUUCGUCAGCCUGCGAGACAAAACAAAACACAAGAAUUCUUCGUGGAUAUAUUUAUACGGUGUGAACAAAUAGUGUUUGAGGCUAUUAUUACGAAGAGAUUAAAGGAAAAAAAAAAAAAAAAAAAUCCCUCCAAAUAGAUAUCUCAAUUGCUCAGAAGAAUUUUUUCGUUACGCGCGAGAGUACUGCGGUUCGCUGAGAGUUUCCAGAGAGCAUUGCGGAAGAGUUGAAUUAUUUAAAAUAAAACUCACCGAGACAAGUAGACGCGUAAAUUUUUCGUAUUGAAAGAAAUAAAUUAGAUCGCGCUAAAGAGUCGAGAAAAAAUUCACAAACGGUCGCAAGUACAGUCUCCGGAGUCCGGAUCUUCAAUGGCCAAAAAUCGUUCUGUCGCCCUGCCGUAGAAUUAGGAAAAAAAAAAAAAUUAAAACAACGUCACCCGAAUUAAAGAGCAUCAGGAAUUAAUCCCCGGAUUGUGCACAAAAUCAAUUUAUUCCCAAUGAAUUCAAUAUUCGUAAAUUAUUGAACAAACGUGUUCGAUAACAAUAAUGUACGAAAAAGGCCAAAAAACGAUCCGGAUUUUUCUCCGUUUUUCGCUUAUCUCCGAUAUUUCAUAUAUUAUAUAUACAUACAUAUAUAUAAAUAUGCAUAAACACAGACUCGAAUAAUUGAUGAAUUUUUUCCACCGUCGUCCUAUCGUUUGCUCAAAAAAGG